CAUCAGAUUUUAUUUAAUAUUUACUGAACUACCAUGUCCAUACUAUCAUUCUCACGUGUAAAAAUUUUAUUCGGAAUGGGUAUAAUCUGCUUACUGGUGCAGUGUUUAUAUUUUGUCAACUAUUACAAUCUGAUUUCUACUAAACAACAAUAUGUUCCAUCAACCAAACUUGAGCUAAAAUCUCACGCCAACUUCUCUGAUAAUCAGACUAUGGUUGAUAAUAAAAAUCAAACCACUAUAUUGAAAAACAAUAACGUUAAUCUCGUCAAUUUCUCGUUGUGUCCACAAAUACUACCUGCCAUAGAUGAAAAUGUUAACUUGCUUGUACCUGAUCGGGUGAAUUUGGAAGAUGUGGCGCUACAGUUAUCACGGUUGAGGAUUUUAAAAGGAGGUCACCAAAUGCCCAUAGACUGCGAAGCGAGACACAAAAUUGCAAUCUUAGUGCCUUAUAGAAAUCGAAUGGAUAACCUCUGCUCGUUCCUUUUAAAUUUGCAUCCAUUUUUAACAAAACAAAAAUUGGAUUACACUAUUUUUGUCAUAGAACAGUUGGACGAUAGAAAAUUUAACCGAGGCAAGUUAUUUAACGUUGGGUAUACAGAAGCAUUAAAGUUAAACAAUUUUGAUUGUUUCUUUUUACAUGACGUAGACCUCAUACCAAUGAAUAACAAUAACAUGUAUAUUUGUUCGGAUCGACCAAAACAUAUGGCAACAGCUAAUAAUAAAUAUGGAGGCAGAAUGCCGUACGAGGAUUACUUUGGUGGAGUGGUGGGCAUAAAUCGAACGCAAUUUGAGUUGGUCAACGGAUUCAGCAACAUGUACUGGGGAUGGGGUGGUGAAGAUGACGACUUUUUGUAUCGGAUCAGUUAUCACAAACUAGAAUUUACCAGGUUACCACAACACAUGGGCCGUUAUUAUGCAUUGUCACACUCUGGACAGCAACCCAACCCCGAAAGGAGAAAUCUCCUUCAUACCAGCUUUUACCGUUUCGAUACGGAUGGACUUAAUAGACUCAAUUAUGUAAUAAAAUCUCUGAAGAUAUUACCACUAUUCACGCACUUUCUGGUGGACCUAGACGAGUAGCACAACUGAUAGAAAAUAAUGAAAUGCACUGGCCAUAAUCCAACUUCAAUCUCAUACCCACACUCUUCUUCUAUUCAUCGCAUUCUCUCCAGAUAGACACAAAAUAUCGUUUUUAGGUAUUUAAUAAAAAAAAAAAAUAAAAUUACAAUAUAAAGUAUGCAUAAUUGAACUAUACCAUAUAAACGUUGUAUAAAUAUUUUUUCUAUUUGUAAUUUAAUUGUGUAUAAUUUAUCAUAUUAAACAAUCAACGUUUACGUUAUCGAUUGACUAAGUAUUAAACUAAAAAAUACAAACCGGUAUUGUGCUUUGCACACGAACUUUAAUUAAAUGUAUAAAAUUUUGUGAGAUUGUACGUCAUACGAAUUGAUAACGCCAGACGAAAUAGAAGUAAAUAAAAAUCAAAAGUAAUUAUUGUUCUAAUCAUCUCUUGAUUUGAGGACAAUCGAUCCGCGACCGACGACGACGUGUGUGGUACUAUAAUAUAAAUAUGACAUAAUGUAAUAAUUGUACGUAUAUUAUAGGGACAACAAUGUAUUUAACACUUGUUUUCUUAUUAUUAUUAUCAUUAUAGUAUAUUUUGGUAUAUUAUUCUUAUAAUAAGUAAAACAAAUACAUGUAAUGUUUCGAAAAAUGCUGUUCCACCGGACAAAGGCUGCGACCACAACCAAACAGACGUUUGAAUAAAAUAUAAUAAUACUAGAUAUUAGAAAUAUUAUCUUAACUUUUUCAUUAUUUGUUAUUAUUUAUUUUGCAUAUUGUAUUAGUUAUUUUACACUUUUACUCAAAGAGUGUACCAGACUGCCAUCAGUGUGUUAGACACGUGUAUUUUUUUCAAUAUUAUUUGUUAAAUUUUCAUCAAAUAAAUUACCUAUUUAUUACCUAAAAAUAUAUUUUAUAUUGAUUUUUUUUCCGUAAUUUACGUUUUUAAAGUAAAUAUGUUUAUGUUAUAUCACGACUCGGCUACAACUGAAGGUUUAGAUUAUUAUUUGUUUUUUCUUACAUUUUAUUUUCAUCAGGUGUAAUAUACCUAUUGAAUGUUCAACUAUGCAAUGCUUGCUAUAAAUAUCUUAAAUAUUACAUUCAUGAUAUACUCCUAUAUAUCGA
This is a messenger RNA of Rhopalosiphum maidis (corn leaf aphid), 2184 nucleotides long. RefSeq names its product beta-1,4-galactosyltransferase 4-like. The transcript is spliced from 6 exons. Gene Ontology annotation, molecular function: N-acetyl-beta-glucosaminyl-derivative 4-beta-N-acetylgalactosaminyltransferase activity. The record is from RefSeq and is a predicted model, not a curated record. Gene Ontology annotation, biological process: glycosphingolipid biosynthetic process; carbohydrate metabolic process. Lineage: Eukaryota; Metazoa; Arthropoda; Insecta; Hemiptera; Aphididae. Bases 34 to 1080 code for a protein of 348 amino acids.